This is a messenger RNA of Panthera uncia (snow leopard), 1999 nucleotides long. RefSeq names its product family with sequence similarity 227 member B (gene FAM227B). The transcript has 16 exons. The coding region runs from base 313 to 1950 and encodes 545 amino acids. Lineage: Eukaryota; Metazoa; Chordata; Mammalia; Carnivora; Felidae. The record is from RefSeq and is a predicted model, not a curated record.
CCGCGCCGAAAGUAACGGCUGGGGAGGGACGCGGGGCGGGGUUAGAGGGGGAAGUCCCGCCUUAGCCUCUCGGGUUGUGGGCGGUGUAGCCUCUCUGCUAGAGAGACAGGAUCCCAGGGCAGUGAGGCCCGCUCGGUGAGGCUGAGCUUCACACCCUGCCGGCCGAGUUUCCUGCUUAAGUGGCACGCGGUUCUGGAAGUGUACUCUCAAGGUGUAGUUGCAGUGUCUUUCAGGCUCCAGUUUGUUCCUCCAGCUCAUGCAGAUGCUUAAGGUCCAGCUGAUUUCUCUUCAUCUCUGCAAAGUUCCUGCACCAUGGCAGACCAACAGUUCCCUCAAUGGAUGGUUAAAGAUCACUGCCGGAAAAUGCAUAAACCUCCAAUGAACAUUGAAGAAUUCUUAAAGUUUCAAAAUUGGGAUUAUUGGCCAAGGGAAAUCCAUUUUGGAGACAGUGAUAAAUGGUUACACACUGUAAAGAAAAUAAAAGAAGAUAGUUCAUUUACGUCAAUUUAUACACAUCUGUGGAGAACUGUCCCUCGAAUACAUGAUGCACUCAUUACCAUGGAGUCAAGAUUAAGGGAAUGUUCAAUUCUUUUGAAAAACCAUGCCUCUAAAAUAUUUGAGUGGAACAGCAUAAUUUAUGAGACAAGUUCUAAAAGAAAAUUGGAAAGAUACAAGGCAUUUCUAAGGAAGCACCAUAAGAGAAAGAAGAUAAUGCUUUCAGAUGAAAUGGAGACGAAGAAGACUGUAGAGGGUUGCAGCUUCUCAGGAUUCAAAACAAAUGAGCUUACUCAACUACCCAGACAUUUGGAUGCUGAACAAAUUUAUCUUUUUAUUUUAAAAACCCAGAAGUUUGAUGAAAAAGUUUUUAAAAUCUGGAAGACCCAUUUUCUCUCAGAAGCUUCUAUUGCUCUUUUACAUGAUUCAUUUUGGUGGUGGUUUCUGCAUAAAUUUAAGCCUGACAGAGAAAAUCAAGAUUCCUUGUUUGAUAGAAUUUCAGAAAGUUAUGCGGUGCUUUUCAUGAGCAUCCCUGCAAGUCGAAAGGAUACAUUCCUUCAGGUAAACAUAGAAAUUAACUGGUUAUGUAUAAUAACAGGUUUAAAACCUCCAAAAGGCUUUUGGACCCACUGGAAACUGAAAGAACUCUCCACAACAACCAUACAUGGUACUAAGAAAGCACCUUUAAAAUCUUUAAAGGACAGAAUUGAAAGGAGUCAAGAACGCAUAACGGCUGCGAUAGACUUCAAUAUGAUGAAAAUUUUAAAGAACCCAAGAGCAUACACAAUGCCCACAUUCAAGGAAGAAUCAAGUGUAUCAAGACUAACAACAAAGUCCCAUUAUAGUAGCACUGGUCCAGAGUUUAACCGUGUACUGUUCAAUUUUGGAGGUCAGAGUCCACUGAUUUUAUAUUAUCUGAAGAUGCAUGAGUUAGCUGGUAUUUCCAAGGCCCCUAAACAAACCAAGAUUAAAUUCACUGAAAUAUUGCAAGAACCACCACCUGCUCCAACUUACCGUGAUAUCAUAAAAGAAGCAAAAAGACAGUUUGCAAAGAAUCAAAAGGAUUUUAGGAUAGAGAAGCACAGAAUUAAUGAAGAAAUAAAACUCCUAAGACAGCGGCAGGAAAGAAUUGACAAGGAGCUUGAUAGACUCCAGGCAAAGGCUACCAAGAAACCCUACGAAGCUAAGAAUGACUUUGACAAGUUCCUACAUAAACUGCGUUCUGAAGCUCGAACUGAGAGAGAGUUUCUGGCAUCACUCUCAUCAUCAACAUCAUCAACAGAAGACUACAACUGUGAAGAAGAAGAGUGUCAAGAAACCAGAAAUGGACUGUAUUUAAGAAUAUAUCAUACAAUUCAAUUGUAUCCCUUUAAUUGUAGCAGCAUGUUUAACUCAAGUCUAAUCCAUGAGGUCAGUAUAAAUGUCUUUUACCAAUUCAUCUUUAAAAAAUCUUGAAAUCAAUAAAUGUCAGUAAAUCAUCCUUAAAAGAUCUGCCCAAGCAUAA